AUGUCAUUCGUCAAAGAAACUCGCAAACGGCUGGAUCUGCACCGUUCUUUCGACGUCGAGGAUGACUUUGAGUUUUGUCCCGUUAACGAUGAGAAUCUAAAGAUGUACUAUUAUUCGAAACAACAGCAACAGCACCAUCAGCAUCACGCCCAACAGCAUCAACAGCAUGAUCCCGUACAACUGUACAAAAUCCUGGCCAAUGCCUCUGCAAACUCCAACAACGCCUCCACUUUGUCACCCAACAGAUCACCACAGUACUCGGAUGUGAAUCUCAAGAGGACUCCUUGGUUGCAACAGCAACAGAAUGGAUCACCAUUGAAUUCGAGAGACUCAUACCUUUCGCCCUCUCCAAAGACCAAUGGAAUCAACUACCUUAGCUCCACCCCCGGCUCCGCCAGUUCGGCCAAACAGAUUACUCCAAUGCAGUUCAAAUACUCGCAGCCCCAGCAGUACCCGGUCGUCAAUUCGCUACAGGCCAAGUUGAACAUGGCCUCGAGGAGGUGA
This is a messenger RNA of Kuraishia capsulata CBS 1993, 504 nucleotides long. RefSeq lists its product as uncharacterized. The transcript has a single exon. NCBI's taxonomy places the organism in Eukaryota, Fungi, Ascomycota, Pichiomycetes, Pichiales, Pichiaceae. The record is from RefSeq and is a predicted model, not a curated record. The coding region runs from base 1 to 504 and encodes 167 amino acids.